Schistocerca piceifrons (Central American locust) is the source of this 1318-nucleotide messenger RNA. Its product is annotated as cilia- and flagella-associated protein 251-like. Bases 435 to 1088 code for a protein of 217 amino acids. Gene Ontology annotation, cellular component: motile cilium. The transcript has 6 exons. Gene Ontology annotation, molecular function: protein binding. NCBI's taxonomy places the organism in Eukaryota, Metazoa, Arthropoda, Insecta, Orthoptera, Acrididae. The record is from RefSeq and is a predicted model, not a curated record.
AAAUAAAUCCAAGACUGCUUCCUUGGCUCGCGUUAGCCUGUUGUCAUAGAAACCCAUGGAAAAUUGAAGUGUCAGUGGUCGUUCAACUAGUUGUGGUGCCAAUGUUUGAUGGUGGUUUCAUGUACCGCACAAAGUUAAACAGAGUACGACAACGUGUAUUGCGUUCUUUUUGUCGUUAAGAAAGGGUAAGGAGUUAAUGCUGGCCUAACGCAGCUGUUUUAACACAGCACCUCAAGCCGCAAUACAGUGCAGCUGCGUAUUUUUGUAUUCGCCGAAUCAAGGCAAAUGACAAGGAUCACUGCAAUGUUUCUUUUCAGCGCUAGUGUUUUUAACAACGAUUACAUGUAAAAAAAAAUUGUUAUUCUGGAGUAUAAUAUUCCCAUAUGACAAACUGAUUUACAUUCUUCCAAGUGGAAUUCACCUGUAUUGCAAACAUGGAGAAUGCUGAAUGGGACCUUUCAGAAGACAAACAAGAACAUUCUGCUGAAGAUCUCAAAUGUCAUAAAUCAUCAUUGCAGGUCAUUGCAACAGUCUCAUCCAUUAGAGAAUCUUAUGAGAGAAGAAGCCCUUUUCGCAGUCAACAUACCACACUAACAUCACUACCUCCUGAACCAAAAAAGAUGUGUUUACCUUUUAAUCUGCAUUGGUGUUUUGGAUACAGUGUGAACAAACCAGUAUUGAACCUUACUACAAAUGUGCAGUCAUACAUCUUCUAUGUUAGUUCAAAUGUUGGUAUAUUAUAUGAUUAUAUUAACAAAGAGAUGAGAUUGCUCCAAGGACAUAUAAACCAUAUCAGUUCAUUUGCUAUUGAUGCAAAAGGCAGGUGGAUUGCAACAGCUGAUGCAGGAAAGGACAGUGCAGUUAUAAUAUGGGAAACUGAGAAAUGUGUUCCUAUUCUUACACUCUUUGACCCUCAUGGUGAAUAUGGAAGUAGAGUUGUAGCACUGAGCCACAAUGCAAAAUAUCUAGUAAGUGUUGGUGGUGACCCAGAGCAAACACUUGCAUUUUGGGUAUGGACAUAUGGCAGUGAGUAUCCUGAAGAGGGAGACACUAACACGGCAAUGUUCAUCUGUGGCACAAUAAUGUAGAAGGUGUCAUGAAACCUACUAAGAGAAAACUCCUUAUAUUUUGUAUGUUUAUGUACAAAUAAAAGCUGAUUUCUUGUAUUUCCAUCAUGUUUGAGUAGAAUCACUUGUAUCAGAAACAUUUGCUUCAGAAACAAAUCUAAAAACUUCAUAUAAAAUUCAAAGAAAAUUGUUAUUUUGAUUACAUCAAAAUUUAUGUGUGUAAUGACAUAUUGGGUAUUUUUGAAUAUUGA